Messenger RNA from Sclerotinia sclerotiorum 1980 UF-70, 5127 nucleotides. RefSeq names its product reverse transcriptase. Gene Ontology annotation, molecular function: RNA-DNA hybrid ribonuclease activity; nucleic acid binding. The transcript has 3 exons. Lineage: Eukaryota; Fungi; Ascomycota; Leotiomycetes; Helotiales; Sclerotiniaceae. Bases 1 to 5127 code for a protein of 1708 amino acids. The record is from RefSeq and is a predicted model, not a curated record.
AUGAAUAACUUCAACAAUCCAUCAAUACUCAAGGAUACAGCUAUGAUGGAGGCUUCUCCCGAAGCCUCCAUCAUACCAAACAUGUAUCCUACUGUUAUUCUAGGUACCCCAAUACCCUCAAGCCCUCCCCCGCCUUCCGAAAACCCUCAAUUCGAAAUCUCUAGCCCUAGUCUACCAACCAAUCAGCCAACCAGUUCUGGAAGAAGAGUUGAAGACUUCAAUCUACUUAGUGACCUCUUUAUUACUCAAGAUACAAUUAAUACUACCUAUAUAUUCAAUCAGAAUAAGAAACGUGGCCCUACAAUGCCCCUUAGCAAUCAGAAUAAACAACCCAGAAUAAAAAACAAUCCAACUACACCUAAGGAAGCUAUCUUAAAAGCAAGAGAUCUUAUAGUAUUAGCAUCAACUCUUUCUCAAUCAUAUGAUGAGCAAUCGAAGCUAUUAGAUCUCCUAGAGAUCUUUAGAGAAUAUACCGAAAAAGGAAAGCUCACCACCGCCUCCAAUAUCAUCACCUCCCAAAUCACUCAUCUAGAAUCCGCUACACGGAAAAUCGAAACUCAAGCUAAAGCCCUAACCAAAGCUCCCUUGUCAAUCAAUACACCAACCACUAAAUCGACAUAUGCAGCAAUAACAAAAGAAGGAGAAUGGAACCUAGUAGGCAAGGGAAAAACUAUUAGAUCUUCCCCAAUAGAUAAGAAGAUCGAAAUCACACAAAGACGCUUAAUCCUGAUCAAACCAGAGAUCACGAACAUUACCUCCUUUUCACCUAUAUCAAUUCGAAACCAAAUAAACGAAGCAUUCCAGAAAACUGGAAUUAAAGGCCCGGUUAUAGCAGGAGUAACUCUAUCGCUGAAUAGAAAUAUAAUAAUUACUACAAAUGCACCUUUCACAUCACAACUUCUAUUAGAAAAAAAGGCAAUCUGGAGUAAUCUCAUCAAAUUCGAAAGAAUUCAAAAGGAUCAAGAAUGGCAUAAGGUCAUUAUUCAUAAAAUCCCUAUAAAAGAAUUUUCUGGAACAAGAGGAAUGGACCUCAUUCUUGAGGAAAUCAAAACCUUCAAUCCAGAAUUCAAGCCCAUAGGAACCCCUUUUUGGCUUACACCAUCAUCAAAAAGAGCUCAUCAACGGGAAGGAGCAAUAAUGAUUGCUUUUGCAACAAAAUCAGAAGCAGAGCUAGCCAUUCGGAAACGACUAUAUAUCGCUGGCACUAGUACAAGAGUAGAAAAGUUCUACGAAUCCAAACCAACUACACAAUGCCAAAAAUGCCAAGGAUUCGGACAUCAGGAUACACAUUGCAGAAGGGAUCCCUCUUGUGGACUAUGUGGAGGCAAACAUAUCACAUCAAGCUCACAAGCUACAGAGAACAUUCUACAGCUUGCAAUAGAACUCAAUAUCGAUCUUAUUAUGAUUCAAGAACCUUGGAUCAUCAAAAAUGGAAUCGAUUACUCAAAUUCAAGAUCUAUUAUACACUCUAAUUUCAUACAAACACUACCAAGAUUCGAUUCUAACUUUCGACCUCGUACAUUACUAUACACUUCAAAAACUCUUCAAACUACAAUCAACCUAGCUCCCGAUUCCCCAAUAGAUCCUGAUAUACAAAUCUUUAAUUGUCAAAAUGGAGAUAAAACCUUUCAAAUUAUCAAUAUAUACAACGAGGCUGAUCAAGCUAAAGAGAAAGGUUUCACAAUUGAAAGAUGUUUAUAUGAUAUAUCUAUCACACAAGAAACUAUCCUCCUUGGCGACUUCAAUGCCCACCACCUAUGGUGGGAUCCUUUUUCAAAGAAAAGCGGAAACGCUGAUCAAUUAGCAGAAUGGUUUGAAGAUCAGAAUCUCAUUCUUCUAAACGAGCCCGGAAUCAGCACUUUCUAUCGAACUAAUCUCCUUAAUCCAAGUGUCCUUGAUCUAAUACUAGCGUCAGAAGGAAUCUCUCCCCAAAUUCACAACUGGCAAACUCUUUCAGAUACAGGAUCCGACCAUGCAGGAAUACUAUUCGAACUGAAAGGAAAAGAAGACUUAAACGCCCUCAAUUCAGAAUCAACAACUAGAUUCAAUACAAAGCUAGCCAACUGGGAAAAUUUUGAAUCAAUACUAAAAUUGGAAUCCCUGUAUUCCCCUACUUUUUCUAUUUUAGACUCAAUAACUUCUACGGAAGAGGACUCACUAAACUUCUUGAAAGAAAGAGACAAUUCCCAUUCAAUUCUAGAUCAAGCAGCAAGCGAACUUACAAGGAUUAUCCAAAAAGCAACAGAAAGGUGUAUACCCAAAGUUGUUUCAAUCAAAAGAGCUAAACCAUGGUGGUCACCCGAGUUGAAAAAUCUUCGAAAAGAGCUAGGAAAAGCAAAGCAAUCAAUCGAAUCAAAUCGAGAGAACCCUAAUCUUAAGGAAGAAUAUCGAAUUGCUAGAAACAAAUACUUUCAAGCUAUUAAAACAGCAAAAAAGGAUCAUUGGAAUGAUUUCCUAGAAAAGGAGGAUACACAGACAGUUUUCAAAGCAAUGACCUAUACCAAAGACUUCCAGGAUCAAAGGAUACCGGAUAUUUCAUCAGAAAGCUCUUUUGAAGGAAAAUGCUCUGCUUUCAGAUCGACUUUAUUCCCUCCCCCUCCUACUACUCUAAAACCACAAUGGGUAGGGUAUAAACAAUCCAAGAAAUGGGAAUGGCCCAAUCUCUCUCAAAUCGAAUUAAGUAAUGCCUGCUCAGCUAAGAUACAAGGAAAGACCCCUGGUCCAGAUGGGAUCACUCAAGAAAUCAUUACAAAGGCCUACAAAGCAAUCCCACAGAUCUUUUUUACUCUUUUCAGCAAACUCCUCAAUCUCGGAUAUCACCCUAAAUGCUGGAAACAAGCUACUGGAGCUAUUCUAAAGAAAGCCUCAAAACCUGAUUACUCACUUCCAAAAGCAUAUAGAGUGAUUGCACUCUUAAACUGUCUGGGAAAAAUUAGUGAAAGGAUUCUAGUUCAACGAUUAGGAUAUUUAGCGGAAACUACCCACCUUCUACACAAGAGUCAAAUAGGAGGCCGCCAAAAGAAAUCAGCAAUCGAUGCUGCACUUCUAUUAACAACAGAAAUCGAAAGAAACAAGCAAGCUAACAAGAAGACCUCAAUAUUAUUUAUGGAUAUAAAGGGAGCAUUCGAUCACGUUUCAAAAAAUCGACUACUGGAUAUCUGCAAGAAGUUAAGACUACCGACGAAUCUCAUCUCCUGGAUAGCUUCAUUUCUUCAACAAAGACAACUAAAACUAUCCUUUAAUAACCAAAUCGAAUCUUUCAAGCCAAUUUCGACCGGAAUACCACAAGGCAGUCCAAUUUCUCCAAUUCUCUUCCUUAUAUACAUUAGGGACCUCUUUUUAUCCAAUUCGAUCAAAUUUCUUUCCUAUAUUGAUGAUAUUGCCCUAAUCACCAAUUCAUCUACAUGGAAAAAGAAUAUCAAAUCUCUAGAGAGAGCUACAAAACAAAUCUACGAACUCAGCUCAAAGAAUGCUAUUCAAUUCGACCUAGCAAAAACAGAGCUAAUGCACUUUUCAUCAUCCAAAUUGACGAAAAACUACCCAAUCAAACUACCCAAUUCGGAAAUAAUUAUACCUCAAUCUCUAAUUAGAUGGUUGGGAAUAUGGUUCGACCCGAGCCUCAAAUUCAAUCAACAUGUUAAUAUUCGAAUCACACAAGCAAAAGGAGCCUUCCAUCGAAUGGCCCGAUUAGCUAAUAUCGAAAAGGGCCUCAGUCCGAAAGCUCUUAGACAGUUAUAUAUAGCAUGUGUGACCAGUAUAGCCGAUUACGCAUCAGUGAUUUGGUGGAGAGGCCAAGCCCAUUUCAAGGAUAUGAUGCAAUCACUUCAAAAUCUAGCUCUUCGAAAGAUAUUAGGAGUAUUCAAAACUGCUCCAAUUCCUCCAAUGGAAGUAGAAGCAGGCUUAAAACCCUCAAAAAUUCGAUUAGACUCGAAUAUUAGGCAAUACGCAUUCCGUUUAGCUAAACUUUCACCAAAUCAUCCAAUCAAUAUCGAAAAAGCAUCACUAAUCCAAUAUCAAGCCAAUUUGGAUGCGAUCUCUACCCCUCGAAGAAAACGAUAUAAACCUACUCAACUGGAUAAAAUCAAAGAAUCGAUAAACCAGGACUUCAACCCUUCCUCACUCGAAAAGAUCAUUCAUUUUAACUUCCCCCCAUGGAAAAGAGAAACCCCCUUCCGAGUUAACAUUAGCAAUUCGUCAAAAGAGGAUGCUGCCAUUCUUCAUAAUAUUGUUUUCAAAUAUAGGGAUAAAGAUACCACCUAUAUUUACACUGAUGCCUCCUCCACCGAAAAGGGAAUAGGUAUUGGAGUAGGCAUAGUAGCUAUACAAUCAAAUAAUCGAAUUCUAUAUCAAGAGCGAAGCAAUAUUGGUACUAAUCAAUUGGUAUAUAAUGGAGAGCUUUUUGGAGUUACAAGAGCUAUUGAAUACGCUAGCUCAAUCGCUUAUACUGGUCAAAAGUUCAAAAUCUACUCGGAUAAUCAAGCUGGUUUAUACCGCUUAAAAACUCCUUCAGAUCACCCAGGACAAGCCAAUCAGAUAAGAGCGAUCAAAGCAGCAGAAGUUAUCAGAGCAAAAGGAGCCGAAAUCUCCUUAAAUUGGGUUCCUGAUCAUACCUCAGUUGAAGGAAAUGAGCUAGCAGAUAAGCUAGCCAAGGAAGCAACCACAAUACAACCUACCUCGAACGAAACAAGCUUUGGACUACUAGGUAUGACUGUCAAAGAAUAUGCCUCAGAUCAAUGGCUUAAUACUCUCAAACAAUACGAACUCAGAUCAAACCAAUCCCCAUCAACUUACUCGAAGCUAUUUCCAUGGAAAAUAGGUUCCAAAAUCAAGCUACCAAGCGGAACUACUCGAAAUACUGCUAGCGCAUUCUUUCAACUCAAAUUAGGUCACGGAUAUAUCAAAUCCUACUUACAUCGUUUCAAACUCACCAAUAACAAAUGUAUCGAAUUAGCUAUCAAAUUUAUCAAUAUCACUAAAAUCGCUACAAGGGCAUGGCAUCUAGCAAGGACUCUUGAACAAGAAGUAAUAGAGGAAGGAGUAGUAGUGGAAGAGGAGAGAGGAGAAGAGAAUGAAGAAGAAGCAGUUGAGGAAAUAAGAGAGGGGUUUGACCUCCUCACAAUUUCUUGA